GAGUGGGUAAUGGAGAGGUGUGCUCUGACUGAAAGCGAAUUGCCCAGCGAGCAGGGUGGGAGGAAAGUGAAGGUGACGCGCAAAUCAGUGAGGGUGGGUUCCUCCAACUCCUCCUAGCGCUGAGCCGGGCUGAACAGGGAGGGAGCUGGGCUUGUGUCACACAGACGGACCUGCCGCUGCUCUCACUGGGUGCCUCAUCCUUCCUACCACUGCAUCUGUUGUUACAGGGUGUGGGAAGAACAGAGAGGGGAGCCCCACAUUCCCCCUCUCACCUGCAUGCCCUUGGAUACCCUGCUGCUGUGACGCACUUACUUCUCCCUGUGUCUGCCAUGGAGUUAGUUAUCCGGUUAAUAAUUGCCUGUUCCCUGUACAUGAAGGCUGCGGGGGACUAUGAUGGAAGAUGGCCCAGACAGAUUGCAUCUGCCACCGGACUGUGUCGCUAUGGUAACAGAAUAGACUGCUGCUGGGGAUGGUCCCGCCAAUCAUGGGGACAAUGUCAGCCUUUCUACUCCGCCUUAAGACAGAGAAUAGCCAGCGUAAGGUGCCGAUCGCAAGCCAUUUGUCAGCCAGCAUGUAAACAUGGAGACUGUGUAGGCCCUAACAAGUGCAAAUGUCAUCCUGGAUACACCGGAAAAACCUGCAACCAAGAUGAACAGCUGUUGACUACAGUGCCUGACUGGUAUCAUGAAGUCCCAUUUUUGUAUCCUGUUGAGGCUCCAGCAACUGGGGUACCUCCCGGGGAUCUGAAUGAAUGUGGUUUGAAACCUCGACCAUGCAAGUAUCGCUGUAUGAAUACAUAUGGAAGCUACAAGUGCUACUGCCUGAAUGGAUAUAUGCUGAUGCCAGAUGGAUCCUGCUCAAAUGCGCUAACCUGUUCAAUGGCAAACUGCCAAUAUGGCUGUGACGUAGUGAAAGGAGAUGUUCGCUGUCGCUGCCCUUCCCCAGGUUUGCAACUCGGACCAGAUGGCAGAACCUGUGUAGAUGUGGAUGAGUGUGCAACAGGAAAAGCUGUGUGCCCCAGACAAAGAAAAUGUGUUAACACUUUUGGAAGCUACAUUUGCAAGUGUCAUGAAGGAUAUGACCUGAUACAUGCUGCAGGGAAAUACCAAUGCUUUGAUAUUGAUGAAUGCUACACAGGCCAAUAUCAGUGCAGUCAAUUCGCAAGGUGCUACAAUACUCCUGGGUCCUACAAAUGUAAAUGUAGUGAAGGUUAUCGAGGCAAUGGAGCCGAGUGUGCACGCAUCCCAAGAGUGAUAAUAGAUCCAUUAGGUCCACAUAAUUUUCUACCAGGUAAAGAUAGCACAAGGAAUGUAAUAAGAGGAAAUAGCAGCAAUUUGAGUGGUAGUGAAGGAAGCAGCAACAGGAUUCCAGACUUAAUUGGCAGAGAUCCUAAGAGGCCUCCCUCAACCUCAUAUAUUACAGCUAAACCUGCUCCAAAAACUACAGCCAAACCUACAACACGGCCACUGCCAAAGCCAGUGACUAGGCCAGCACCCAAACCUGUCACAAGGCCUGCUCCAAAACCAGAAACAAGGCCACCUCCACAGCCUACAACAAGGACUCCAACACAACCAGUGACAAGACCACAACCAGUGACAAGGCCCCCACCACCACCAGCCACAAGACCUCCUCCACCAGUUAUCACUAAACCAGCUCCUAGACCAACCACAAGCUCUCCUAUAAAAACAACAAGGCCAGCACUUGUUACAAUAGAACCUGGGAUUACAUUACGCACUGCUGUUCCAGUUGAUAAUAGGAUACAAGUGGAGCCAGAGAAACCUAGAGGCGAUGUCUUUAUUCCACGUCAAGGAGUGCAACACAAUCUCUUUGAUAUCUUUGAAGUAGAAAAGGGGCUCAGUGCAGAUGAAUAUGAAGAAAAUGAUGAUCCAGGUGCUUUGAUUCAUUCCUGUAAUUUUGACAGUGGACUGUGCGGCUGGAUCAGGGAUAAAGACAAUGAUUUACAUUGGGAACUAGUUAAAGAUGAGUCAGGUGGGCAGUAUCUAACAGUUAUGGAGCCCAAAGGACAUGCAGGAAAAGCAGCACGAUUGGCCCUUCAUCUUGGACACCUAUCACAUUCUGGAGACCUGUGCCUGUCUUUUAGGCAUAUUCUGUCUGGGGAACAUUCUGGCAAACUCCAGGUCUUUGUAAGAAGAACUGGUGCUUCUCAUGGACCUGCUGUUUGGGGGAGGAAUGGAGGAAAUGGCUGGAGAGAAUCACAUAUAAAUAUUCUGGGAAAAAACAUCAAGAGUAUCAUUUUUAAAGCUGAAAGAAGUAGAGAGAGAAUAGGACGACUUGGGCUUGACAACAUAAGUUUGAAGAGAGGUCAAUGCCUCUAAAACACAUUCGAGCGGAACUUAAAGUGACAGCCAUUCAAUGCCUGGCUACACUCAGGAAAAGACCACAAGGGAAAUUCAAUGCUCUUUUGAACUUCUGAUGGAAUCGGAAUUCUCAAUGAUACUCUGUUCCCACCUUUAAGAACCCGAUAGUGGACACAAAACUUCAAGUCAGCAUGUUUCCAAAGAAUACUUUUAUAUGUAUAUAUUAACAGUAUAUAUUACUCAAGAUCAAUUCCUGGAGGGGACUGAAAAGAAAACUAGGAAAAUGCAUUUUGUUUAUUUGCAUACUAUUGAAAUACCUGCUCGUAUACAGCAACAGGAAGCACAGCCCAGCACCCCUGUUAGUAUGAAAAGUCAUGUCAAUCCUUACUGUAUAAUAACAUUUAUCUGUUUUAACAGAAUUGGCCUCCAGAAAUAGUGUGAUGGGGUGUAAAUAAAUCUGUUUGGUGUCCAAGGUCAUAUACCCAAAUUAUUACUGGUACAGUGGAUACAACAAUGCAGAAAUAAGCCUGUGUCCAAUUGCAUGUCUUAUCUAGCGUGUCAUUCCAUCUAGUCAUCUCCCAGCAUAGCUAAAAAAUAAUAAUUAAUAAUAAUUCAUCAGCUAUGGGAAUGGGAUGCAAUGUUGGCACAUAACCAGUGAUGCUGCUAGCGGGAUGUCCUAUCAUAUGCAUAGAAUGGAUAAGAAAAAGUGCCUUAUAAGUAUAAGAUUACAUAUCCAAUAAUAUUAUUUUAAGACGAUGAUUUCAAUCCUCCCUCCGUUAGAUAAACAUCUAAUCACAACAAAGUAGAAUCAGUCAGGACUCAGUUCUAUCUAUCUAGUAAAAUCGACUUUGUCCAAACUAAAUAACACCCCAAUGAAUAUUAUAGGGGGAGGUUCACCACAUUCUAACAGGCCAUCUAAAUCAUAAUCAGACAUCAACGUUGUGCCAUAUAUUAGCAGCACAUUACCCAGACGUAGCAAGUGCCAAAUCUAAUGAAAGGUCUAUUUAUACACCAAAAACAAAUGAACCGUUACAUUGACAUGCAUUGCCAAAAGUGCUGUAAUAAGAAAAUAAACAUGGCUGUAGAAAGAUUCAUAUUUAAAGACAAUUAAUCCAGAAACUAACACUAGUACUGAUUAACUGAAGUUAUCUGGUUCCACUUCCAUAUAAAUGUACUUUUGGUGACAAACUGCAUAUUGAUUUUCAGGAUGCCAUGUUGAAGUGUAUACUUUAGCUCUGUUUUGUAGAAGCAACGUGCCUUAUUGCAUGUGCCAAAUGUUUGAAAAUGACUGCCGAUAACAUGGGGGGAAAAGAACAAGUAUACCUUCAAUUAUAAACAUGUGCAGGGCCUAUGAAUACUCUGUAUGAGUAAUGUAAUAACAGGAGCAAAGUUUACACCAUUUCUAGUCAAUGAAACCAAUCAGAUGGACACAUUAUACAAUAGUCUGUGUGUAUAAGACAACAUCCAGCAGAUUGGAAAGUGUUAUUUAUGACCAUUGGCCCAGCCACAAGUCCAGAUUCCCAUGCUUUUAGCCAUGGCUCCUGGGACAAAAGUCCUUCAUUUUAAAUACAGGCCACGAGGAGCAGGAAACUCCUGUAAUCAGGUAGACAGUAAGUACUGCACUUUAUGGCCAGUGGUGCUUCUUAGAAUAUAUACAUUUGAAUAACAAGUCAUCUAGUGACCAUUCCAUGGGAUUCUAAUUUCUCACUGCCCACAGAUAUAUAUAUGAGAUAUAGGGGGUUAUUUAUUAAAGUCUGAAUGCCAAAAACGAAUUUUUGGGGAUUUAUUAUACCCAUGAGGAUGGAAAAAGUCUGAAUCCAGAAAAUCCAGCAUAUCAGACCUGCCAAGGUUGUAUGUAAGUCAGUGGGAGAAGUCCCGAAGAUAUCCUGAUCUGCGCUGGGUUUCAUGCAAUAAUCCGAAGAAAAAAAUUCCGGGCAGAAAAUCAGUAAAAUUUGUAUGAUUCAAUUUUUGCACGAUUUUUUUGAGUUUUUUCCCACACAGGACAUUUUUGGAAAAAUUUAGUUAUAAAUAAGGGGAUAUAAUCUGUGUGGAUUUGGUCAGAGUCGUUUUCAGAAAAUACUCGGAUAUUUUUGGAUUUUUGAUAAAUAACCCCCUAGAGUCCAUCAGUCUGCACAGUUUGUUACAUACUGUAGAUUAAAAGCAACAAAUGAAAGUAAAAGGUAUGAGAAAACUCAAAAGCAGCACAUUCUAAAUUUCAUGAUUUCAUUAGAAUUUCUGAUGUAAAUUCAGAAAUUCCCUCUUGGGCAUACAGGAUUUUUUUGGGGUGUGGGGGAUUGCAUUAUGAUCUGUUUGAUAUAUUCAUAUGUUGUCAUAUGUGUUCUUUAAUUUCUUUGGCACUUAUAUGUAGACAAGCUGCCUUACUAGGAAGCUCAAUUCUGUUUGUCUAUUCACCUUAAGGAAAGGAAUAAAUCUGAUAUUUAUGAAAUACAGAUAGCACAUAAUCCCCAACGGCCCUAUGCAGAAGAGACAGUCCUGAUUUGCUGACCGGAACUGGGACAGGCUUACCAGAAACUGGGUGGUGGACUGGCUGUAGAGUCCUGAGCGGGUCCAUUUUUUGAAACCCGACCCAUACCCCCAACCUGAACCCGCAACCCACGUUUUGACCCCUAUGUUCCCGCUACCCGACCCGCAAUAGGCCAACUAACCUUCCAACCUGGGGGACACGUGAAACCAAAGGUGAUGUCACAUUUGCCUGGAAGUGACGUCACUCCUGUGCCAAAUUUUCCCCAAAAAAAUUAAAAACUGGAAGAACCACAAGGGUGGGUACCCAGUUGGUUUAACUGCGGACUGCCCGCAUGGCCAAGGAAUUUUGCCCAAAACCCAACCACUUUGCGGGUAUUCUGAGGGUACACGACCCGAUGCAGGACUCUAACUAGGGGAAUGGAUGGGUUCUAAGGAACCAGUAGGAAAUGUAGGGAGGAAUGGUAAUAAUAAUAAAAUGCCAGCAAUACCCUGCAGAUCUGCAGAUAAUGCAGCCUGUCAUAAAACGUCACCACUGAACUACUGAAAUUCAAGUUAAAGGGAAAUCGUGUAUAUUUUGUCUGAUACUGUAUUUGAAAUUUGUUGAAACCCUUGUUUCUAUUCCUUUAUGGUUUUUGUCACAGUGUAAUAUUUCUAUCUGGUCCUCCUUUAUAGAUUUCUUUGAUCCAUCACAAAGUUAGCAGUAUUCAAGCUCAAGCAAAUGAACAUUUCCAGUUCAUGAAAUUGCUUGACAAUUUAUAUUAAUUUAUUUGAGUAUCUGAGUUAACAGCUUGCACUGUACUUAGGGCUGCUGUUUUUUAUGUGCGUGUUUUUCUUUUUUUUCUACCAUAUUUGGACAUUUCUUUGUUUUUUUAAAAUAGAAACUGUAUAUAAAGGUACACUGAAAAUAUCCUUCUUUAUUUAUAAAGAAUAUGUACCAAUACCUGACAGUUCAUACCAUUUGCAUCACUUUGUUUCUGUAUUUUAUUUAAAUACUGUAUCUGAAUAUUCAUGGAAUGAAUAAAAGAUGUUUUGAU
Molecule: messenger RNA, 5836 nt
Organism: Xenopus laevis (African clawed frog)
Lineage: Eukaryota; Metazoa; Chordata; Amphibia; Anura; Pipidae
Gene: npnt.S
Product: nephronectin S homeolog
Exons: 14
Coding region: 330-2336 (668 amino acids)
Cellular component (GO): extracellular region; membrane
Molecular function (GO): calcium ion binding; integrin binding
Source: RefSeq, a predicted model, not a curated record